AUGUACAAAUUCCUGCGUAUUGCCGCUUUGGUACCAGCCCUAGUGUUGGCACAAACCCCAGUUCGACAGUGCCCCAAUGGUGCUGGUCUUCCGGCUACGGUUGACAUCAACGGAUGCACGAGUUCACCUUGCCCGAUUCAGAAAAACAAUCCGAUUGUCGCUCACGGCUGGGAUAUCGUAAGCUCUGUGGACACCGCAACCUUGACCGCCUACAUCAGUGUUCGUCUGCUUGGCCUGGAAGUUCCAUUCCCGGAGGAGCUGGUUAACGCCUGCGAAGCAGGAGUACCAGCCGGUACCUGCCCAGUGUCUGCCGGCGAUACCUUCGAUUACACCUUGGACCAUCCCGGAAUGGAGUUACCGGUGGUCGGAGUUACAGUCCAAGUUGAGGUCGGAUUAACUGCUGCCGACGGUUCCGCUGUUACCUGUGUGGCUUUUGAUGCGCGCAUCACAACCUAA
This is a messenger RNA of Wyeomyia smithii (pitcher-plant mosquito), 456 nucleotides long. Its product is annotated as NPC intracellular cholesterol transporter 2-like. The coding region runs from base 1 to 456 and encodes 151 amino acids. The record is from RefSeq and is a predicted model, not a curated record. Gene Ontology annotation, molecular function: sterol binding. The transcript has 2 exons. Gene Ontology annotation, biological process: sterol transport. NCBI's taxonomy places the organism in Eukaryota, Metazoa, Arthropoda, Insecta, Diptera, Culicidae.